Anastrepha ludens (Mexican fruit fly) is the source of this 1351-nucleotide messenger RNA. Its product is annotated as dopamine D2-like receptor. The coding region runs from base 754 to 1320 and encodes 188 amino acids. The record is from RefSeq and is a predicted model, not a curated record. The transcript has a single exon. Gene Ontology annotation, biological process: adenylate cyclase-activating adrenergic receptor signaling pathway. Lineage: Eukaryota; Metazoa; Arthropoda; Insecta; Diptera; Tephritidae. Gene Ontology annotation, cellular component: membrane. Gene Ontology annotation, molecular function: G protein-coupled receptor activity.
CAUGCAACAUGAACAGGUCAAAAAUUAAAUUCGUACGCAUAUAAAGCCAGAAAUGAAAAUUUCUAAAACCUCUAUGUGAAUAACGUUGAAACAUCGUAAAAUAGUUUGAAGAUCCAUCGUACUUGCAACAAAAUGCUGCAUCAGCUGCUACUACUAAUUUCCUUGACGACGGGAAAUGUCAAGACGAAAAUAUUGAUUUCGCGCUGCGAUUAUUGUCAGGGUAAGAUUGGUGGAAAUUAAAUGCUCACAAUAUAACAGAGUGAACAAAAUCGAAAACUACAGAGAAUAAAAAAAAAAUCACAAGUUGCAUAAAUGAGUACAAAAAAAAAAAACAUAGAACAGUACAUAAGGAUAUUAAGAGAAACAAUAAUUACUAGCAAAAACCACUACAAGAAAAUCCAUUACCAACCGCGUCAGACUGCUGCACCGUUGGACGAUCGUCAUGCAAUAUCCGCCCACGCGCCACAAGCAAAGGAAAUACAUUUGAGUCAGCUGAAAACUGCCAACGUGCAACAUCAACAGACUAUUCAAAGUGAGCUGUAGUGAAAGUGCGCACAACGUAAAGAUUAAAAGUGAAAUAAAAACAGCAAUACGUAAACCGAUAAGUGUUUCAUCGCAGUGAAAGUGAAAGUGAUUUAUUAAGGCCAAGGUUGAAUGUAGCGCCAGUGGGCGUAUCAAGCAUCGACUAACAAAUAAGUUUCAUAUCAAAUUGACAUACAUACACGCACAUACGUUCUCACAUACCCUCAUAACAUGGCCGAUGAUGUCUCAUAUACCAUUAUUAAUGACAUUUCUGGCGAGCAAGAUGCAGUGGCGUCGGCGCUGGCGCCGGCAUCGUCAUUUGAUAGCGGCGAUGUGGGACAGUUGUGGAACGCAAACUCAUUUAUCGGCGAUAGCGCCGAAGAAGUGUAUGAUGCAUCCGGGUUCGCCGUUUUAUGGAGCACAGAUAGCAAUAACAACAGCAUUACUUUUAACACCACAGAGUUGGUUGUGGCAUCUGCGAAUGGUAUUCUUCUGCGAACGCUUGCGCCAUUACAGGAUGGCACGACGAUGACGACGGCGACGACGACGUUAAUGUCAAAUAUCAGUGAUCCGUUCGAGCCAAGUGAAGUUCACGAAAACAAUUACUGGGGCUUAUUAGCACUGUUUUUGGUCUUCGCCACAGCUGCUGGCAAUAUACUCGUCUGUCUGGCCAUCUGCCUGGAGCGACGACUACAUAAUGUGACCAAUUAUUUUCUAAUGUCGCUGGCCAUAACCGAUCUCAUGGUGGCCGUGCUGGUGAUGCCAUUGGGCAUACUGACAUUGGUGAAGGGUGAGUGAGAAUGUUAUUUGAUAUUUGUUAAUCCUACCA